Dichomitus squalens LYAD-421 SS1 is the source of this 1513-nucleotide messenger RNA. Its product is annotated as UDP-Glycosyltransferase/glycogen phosphorylase. Gene Ontology annotation, molecular function: UDP-glycosyltransferase activity. The coding region runs from base 16 to 1446 and encodes 476 amino acids. The record is from RefSeq and is a predicted model, not a curated record. NCBI's taxonomy places the organism in Eukaryota, Fungi, Basidiomycota, Agaricomycetes, Polyporales, Polyporaceae. The transcript has 11 exons.
GGACAUUCCCGCACAAUGUGCACUCUCGUCGCACGUAUAGUCCGGCUCAGACCUACCUUCAUCGUCACGUUCUUUGUUGUUAGCGGCUUCUAUGAUCGCGUCAAGGGAGAGAUAGCUCGUGACUUCUUGCGAGGAGAAGAACAUAUGCUUUCCCGCAUCAGGCGAGUGGAGGGUGUGCACGACACGAGCAGCGCUGAGGAUGCUUUUGAAACUGCUUAUCGCAAUAUAAUUGACGACAAAUCGCUUACGUGUGCAAAUACGGGGACCACAUUUGACCCACACCCAGUCCGUCCAACUGUGGCCAUUCUGGACAUGUUUGUUGUUCGUGCGUUCGAGAUCGUCAAGACGCUCAGCUCGAACACCGUCAAGGUAUACACAUGGUAUCCUGCGGCCACGAAGAGCUUCCACUACUAUUUCGCCGAAGAUCUUGUGCCAGCAUGCGAAGCCGAAGCCGCCAGCAGGGGCAUGUCCUUCAAUGAUGUGGCAUAUGAGCGUUUCAGCAACUUCACCGGUAGGGUAGUCCGGACCCCUUGUGCCCCGACCAUGCACGAUUGGGAGUACAAUCCUCAAGCAACACGUUCUCCGCGGGAGUUUAUCGGAAACAUCCUCAUCAAGGUCGGCGGGCAAAUGAAGCGCACCGACGGCUUCAUUACUUUCGAUGCUGCAGAAUACUGUCCCACGGCGACUGAAUCUCUGCGAUCUUGGUUCGCAGAGACAGGCCGCAAAUGUUACUACGCUGGCCCCUUGGUCCCUCAACAGAAGGAAGAGCCAUUGGGCGACCCGCGCUCGUACCAGAUAAAGACGUUCUUGGACCAGGAACUCGCCUCGCAUGGCGAGAAGUCUGUCAUCUACAUUUCCUUCGGCUCGAUGUUCUGGCCGACGGAACCAGAGAAACUGUGGGCUGUGUUUGAUGUGCUUAUGGAGAGGCAUAUUCCCUUUAUCCUCAGCACAAGCGCUGUCUUCGCGAAGACGCCUCCUCCCGAGGUGCAGGAGAAGGUAGCUCAGUAUGGCGAUGCUAUGAUAACCGAUUGGGUGCCCCAGCAGUACCUGCUUGAUCAUCCCGCAACGGGCUGGUACUUGUCGCACGGUGGACACAACAGCACGCUUGAAACCAUUCUCGCCGGAGUUCCGAAUAUAGUGUGGCCUGUCUAUGCGGACCAGCCUGUGAACGCCAUCCACCUGUCCGAGGACCUCGACGUCGCCUACGAGCUCUUCGAGGUCCGUUGUGGCACUGGCUUGGGGCAGAUCCUCCGCAACGGUAAAACACCCACCGGGACAGUUGAAGCUGUCAAGGCCGAGAUUCACAACGUCCUCGAUCACGCAUUUGGGGACGACGGCGCCAGGAAACGUGUCAAUCUGCAAGCUGUAAGAAAGAAGCUACAGGCAGCUUGGGCGGAAGACGGGAUCGCACGCAGGGAGGUCGAGGCUUUCUUGGACGAUUUGUAAUAGACUGGCGCAAACACCACUAGACACUGGGAGCGCGUCAAAGGCAGACAUAAUAUAGAAGUUUAAC